Petromyzon marinus (sea lamprey) is the source of this 2613-nucleotide messenger RNA. Lineage: Eukaryota; Metazoa; Chordata; Hyperoartia; Petromyzontiformes; Petromyzontidae. The record is from RefSeq and is a predicted model, not a curated record.
UCAUCCAGCAGUGGAUUGUCGUUAUCCACGUGAGACUCACUGAGCCCCAAGACUCCGCUCAGGAGGGUUCCGUAUCGGGAUGUUUAAUCAGCUACCUUGAUGAGUGUUCUUCACAGCUUCUACGAUGUGUUUUCGCGUUGGUACCGCGUGUUGCUCGGCACGAUGUCCGACGUUUCGCCCCACGUGCUGGAAGCUCCUUCACCAACCGAGUAACCCUAGUUUGGUGUCAGGAGCAUUUCAAUUGCUAACUUCGGGUUUAUUCAGCUCCCGAAGAAGCACGUGGAGCGAAACGUCGGACAUGACGGCGAACAACACGAGGCACCAACCAACACGCAUCGGGGAACCUCUGAAAACCUACACAGAACUUCUUGUUAACAAAUGUAAAAACAAAACAAAUAUUUAAUGAUACUGCAUUGGCAGUGGUGGACAAAGCUCAUAUUCGCCAACAAGAAAAAAAAUCAGCACACAUGACAAUAGCACUCCCAUUCAAAAUAAUAUAUAUGCUAGGCGACGUUUUGGGUAAAUGCUCUCCUUGAUAGCUGUGCUUUCUUGAAAUGAGCAUUGAGUCGCCGCCGCCGCCGCUGCUGCUGCAGGGCACGACGCUGCUCCAAUCGCUCUGCGUGUGGUUUACAGCUAAGCACGCUCAAAAGCAAAGUGCGAGGGAGGUUCGCACAAGAAAGCAUUGCAGGAGGAGGGGGAAGGAGGGAGGGAGCGGGUCUCAAAGUCAGCAUGAUAACACCGCUGGUGAUGAUGUCCCGUGACAUCUGUGAACGCACGUGGGCGCACAUCUGCAGCGCAUGAGCGCUGUGUAUAAAUAAGCCCGCUCGGAGCGCCGAACUGACGAGAGUUGAGCGGCGAUUCGGCGGAUUUCGCCUUUCAUGGUCGCACGCGCGUCCAGCUGCACCCCCAGCACGCCACUCACUCACUUCGUCUCGCUCGCUCACCCUCCUUGGCUCUGUCUCCUGCAACAAGCCCAACAGUCGGUGGCGAUUGGGAGGAGGGUGGAGUGGUGGUGGUGGUGGUGGUGGUCAAUCCGGCAUGGACGCCCUCCAGGAGAGCCCACCGUCCCACCACAGCCUCCCGUCGGCGCUCCCUUCGGCCACCGGCGGCAACGGCACCGUCGCCACGAUGCACAACCCCUUCGAGAGGCCCCUGGAGGGCAUCGCGCCGUGGAACUUCACCAUGUUGGCGGCGCUCAUGGGCACCAUCACGGCGCUCUCGCUCGGCGAGAACUUCGCCGUCAUCGUGGUGACCGCUCGCUUUCGCCAGCUGCGGCAGCCCCUCAACUACGUGCUCGUCAACCUGGCGGCCGCCGACCUCCUGGUGUCGGCCAUCGGCGGCAGCGUCAGCUUCUUCACCAACAUCAAGGGAUACUUCUUCCUCGGCGUCCACGCCUGUGUGCUCGAGGGUUUCGCGGUCACCUACUUCGGCGUGGUCGCCCUGUGGUCACUCGCCCUGCUCGCCUUCGAGCGCUACUUCGUGAUCUGCCGUCCGCUGGGUAACUUCCGUCUGCAGUCGAAGCACGCGGUGCUGGGUCUGGCCGUGGUGUGGGUCUUCUCGCUGGCGUGCACCCUCCCGCCCGUGCUGGGCUGGAGCAGCUAUCGCCCGAGCAUGAUCGGCACCACCUGUGAGCCCAAUUGGUAUUCUGGCGAGCUGCAUGAUCACACAUUCAUCCUGAUGUUCUUUAGCACCUGCUUUAUAUUCCCGUUGGCUGUGAUAUUCUUCUCGUACGGAAAGCUGAUACAGAAGCUCAAAAAGGCGUCGGAGACGCAGCGGGGGCUGGAGUCAACUCGGCGCGCCGAGCAGCAGGUGACGCGCAUGGUGGUGGUGAUGAUCCUGGCGUUCCUCGUGUGCUGGAUGCCCUACGCCACCUUCUCCAUCGUGGUCACCGCGUGCCCCACCAUCCACCUCGACCCGCUCCUGGCGGCCGUGCCGGCCUUUUUCUCCAAGACGGCCACCGUCUACAAUCCCGUCAUCUACAUCUUCAUGAACAAGCAGGUGGAGCGCUCGGCGUGCUUGGGCAAAUUCCGAGCAGCUGUGGAGGCCGGCACGUUCCGCGACUGCUUCGUGCAGGUGUUGCCGUGCAAAGGCCUCAAGAAGGUUUCCGCAACCCAGACGGCCGGUGCGCAGGACACCGAGCACACGGCCUCCGUGAACACGCAGAGCCCCGGCAACAGGCACAACAUCGCGCUGGCCGCGGGCAGCCUCAGGUUCACCGGCGCCGUCGCGCCAAGUCCGGCCACUGGGGUCGUGGAGCCAACGAUGUCUGCGGCCGGCUCCAUGGGGGCCCCUCCGAACAAGUCGACAGCUCCUUGCCAGCAACAAGGGCAGCAGCAGCAGCAGCAGCAGCAGCAAGGGACGCCAAUCCCGGCCAUCACUCACGUUCAGCCGCUGCUCACCCAUUCGGAGUCUGUGAGCAAAAUCUGUCCGGUGUAGGGGCAUCGCGCGGUAGGGCAACGCACCAGCGGGACGGGGGCGGGGGGCAGCCUUGAAAGGAAAACGAUUUGGGUGCACUGCUCCCUCUGGGCAGUCGAGCUGCGUCAGAUGCAGGUUGACCGGAGGCUGCAUCGUUGGGGAGGGGAGGUGGGGGGGGGGGGGUCCUUAAGGACAACG